Messenger RNA from Nothoprocta perdicaria, 1738 nucleotides. It is a transcript of the gene SYNGR1, whose product is annotated as synaptogyrin 1. The record is from RefSeq and is a predicted model, not a curated record. Gene Ontology annotation, cellular component: synaptic vesicle membrane; neuromuscular junction. NCBI's taxonomy places the organism in Eukaryota, Metazoa, Chordata, Aves, Tinamiformes, Tinamidae. The transcript has 4 exons. The coding region runs from base 9 to 710 and encodes 233 amino acids.
GCGGCGCCAUGGACGGCGGCGCGUUCGGCGCGGGCAAGGCCGGCGGCGCCUUCGACCCGCACGCCUUCGUGCGGCAGCCGCACACGCUGCUGCGGAUGCUGUCCUGGCUGUUCUCCAUCGUGGUGUUCGGCUCCAUCGUCAACGAAGGGUACGUGAACCGCCUGGACGAGACACAAGAGCACUGCAUUUUCAACCGCAAUCGCAACGCUUGCAACUAUGGCAUUACGGUGGGGGUCCUCGCCUUCCUCAGCUGCCUUCUUUACCUGGCUCUGGAUGCCUACUUCCCCCAGAUCAGCAGCGUCAAGGACCGCAAGAAGGCGGUUCUCUCGGACAUUGGAGUCUCUGCCUUUUGGGCAUUCCUGUGGUUUGUUGGCUUCUGCUUUCUGACCAACCAGUGGCAAGUUUCAAAAGAGGAGGACAACCCAAUGAAUGAGGGAGGCGAUGCAGCCCGAGCGGCCAUCACRUUCUCGUUCUUCUCCAUCUUCACCUGGGUGGGCCAGGCGUUCCUGGCGUAUCAGCGUUUCCGCCUGGGUGCCGAUUCGGCCCUCUUCUCCCAGGACUACAUGGACCCGAGCCAGGACUCCGGCAUGCCUUAUGCUCCCUACACGAAUGAGGAGGAUGCCACGGACACGGUGGGGACGUACCAGCAGCCCCCUCCGGCAGACGCUUUUGACACGGAGACACAAGGGUACCAAACGCAGAACUACUGAGCCACCGAUGCCCCUGCCCCUGCCCCUUUCCCUUCUGCCCCUGUCCCACUGCCGGCAGAAAGCCAAGGCACAAAACAGACACGUGCGUAGUGGCACAAGAGGUGGCUCUCAGCUAUGCUCCAGCCUUCUGAGUCAUCUGUUUUUAUUUAUUGUUUUUAAAAAAGAAAAAAAAAAAACAAAGCGCCCCAUUAUUUCUUCCUUCUCCUGCCCUCAGAGUUAUCCACCAGAACCAAGUUGUUCCAAAUGUGUCCCUGUGUUGCAGCAAGAAGGGUCCCCCUUUCCCUUCUCCCCCUCCUCCCCCUCCGCAGGGASGAAGGAUGCGGUUCAUUCCCUUGGUGGACAGGAGAGAUUUGGGGUUUUGGCACCAGCAGAACCGAGGAAAAAGGUGCUAGGGUAGGAAAGGAAGGCGUGAGAGGAAACAGGAACCAAGAGGUUCCUGGGCGAGCUAGUGCUGUUAAAGGCUGGAGCAGAUGUGGGAGCAUCCAGAGUGGCCCCAAGGGCUGGUUGCCCAGGGAUGGGGGAGGACAUGAGGUGGCAAUAGGGGGGCAGGGGUGACAAGGAGCAUGCAGGCAUGCACGGGGCGGGUGGGAAAGGGUCCCCACGCGGGCGCGCAGAGACAAAGGUGCUUUUCUCUCCCGCRCUGGUGAGGGAGGGAUGCUUUAUUUUUAGAGGAUAUGGGGAGGAAUGGUAUCAAACAGGGUGGGAGGGAAAGGGGGAGGGAGCACAGAGAGAGAAAGUGGAAGGGGAAGGAGGAGGAUUUGCAGGUACAGUCAAAACCAGAGACACAUCUGUAGAUUUAAACAGAAGAGACUCGGCAGAGUAGAGGCACAGUACCACGAGGGUCACCGUGUCCUCAGCUCCUUUUUGGACUGAGUUUUGGAUUGAGCCGGUUGUGUUUUUUUCCCUGUCGUCUGUCUGUCCUAGUUGCAGCUCUUGGCAGCGUAGCAGGGUGAGGCAGGACAGGGAGGCUGCRUCCCUGGCACCACAGGAGGGACGGAGGAGGUGUGUGUGCCUAGGAAGUCCUUGGC